Molecule: messenger RNA, 1224 nt
Organism: Malania oleifera
Lineage: Eukaryota; Viridiplantae; Streptophyta; Magnoliopsida; Santalales; Ximeniaceae
Exons: 5
Coding region: 1-1224 (407 amino acids)
Source: RefSeq, a predicted model, not a curated record
AUGGUAACCAAGGAAAAUGACUCCUCUACUCUUGAAAAUGAGACACCACAUGAAGUGACACCUAUACCUUCUGAAUUUAAUGAUGCUAUCUCUGAACCUCCAAAUGAAUUACCCCCGAUGAGAGAUAUUCAACAUGCUAUAGAUCUUAUUCUAGGAUCAUCUUUACCCAAUUUGCCUCAUUAUAGGUUGAAUCCUAAAGAGCAUCAAGAAUUAAAUAGACAAGUUGAAGAGUUGAGAAGUAAGGGAUUUAUUCAAGAAAGCAUGAGCCCAUGUGUUCCCGCCCUUCUUACUCCAAAGAAAUAUGGAACUUGGAGAAUGUGCAUUGAUAGUAGAACUAUUAAUAAAAUCACAUUCAAAUAUAGGUUUCCCAUACCCAGGUUGGAUGAUAUGUUGGAUCAAAUGGUUGGUUCUAAGAUCUUUUCCAAAAUUGAUCUUAAGAGUGGAUACCACCAGAUUAGAAUUAGACCUGAAGAUGAAUGGAAAAUUGCAUUCAAGACUAAAGAUGGCUUGUAUGAAUGGUUGAUAAUGUCGUUUGUAUAUGUUAUAUCUGAUAGUGGAAAUUCUGUUAAUCCUGAGAAGGUCAAGGCUAUUCAAAAUUGGCUUACUCCCAUAAAUAUUCAUGAAGCACAAAGUGUCCAUGGGUUAGCCACAUUCUGCAGAAGAUUCAUUAGAAAUUUCAGUACUAUCAUGACACCCAUUACAAAUUUUCUUAAGAAAGGAGAGUUUGUGUGGCCCAAAGAUGCAAUCAAAGCCUUCUUAGACAUUAAGGACUGGAUGACAAAAGCCCUUGUGCUACACCUCCCUCAUUUUCAAAAACUGUUUGAAGUAGCUUGUGAUGCUUCCGGUAUUGGCAUAGGAGGAGUGCUGAGUCAAGAUGGCCAUCUUGUUGCCUUCUUCAGCGAAAAGUUGAAUGAUGCUAAGCAAAGUGGUGCUACAUGUCACUUUGGUAGGGAUAAAACCAUUGCUAUGGUAGAGGAUAGCUCGGUAAAUAGAACCACAGGCCUUAGCCCAUUUCAGGUUGUCAGUGGUUAUCAACCUAGGAAGCCUAUAGAUCUUGUCCCAUUACCUCCGCAGGAAUUAUACUCCCAGUACUUCACUUCUCAUUCUUCGGAGAAGAAUUAUUUUGGGCCCUGGAGAGAUGAUGGGGAUCAGCCGCCCUUACCCCUUUCUGUUGCUGACAUAUUGACACAUGGACGACCACCAGAUGUCCACAUUGGUUUGUAA